Messenger RNA from Eutrema salsugineum, 1456 nucleotides. Its product is annotated as nucleosome assembly protein 1;1. Gene Ontology annotation, molecular function: histone binding; chromatin binding. The transcript is spliced from 12 exons. The record is from RefSeq and is a predicted model, not a curated record. NCBI's taxonomy places the organism in Eukaryota, Viridiplantae, Streptophyta, Magnoliopsida, Brassicales, Brassicaceae. Gene Ontology annotation, cellular component: chromatin; nucleus. Gene Ontology annotation, biological process: nucleosome assembly; somatic cell DNA recombination. The coding region runs from base 134 to 1255 and encodes 373 amino acids.
GAUUUAAGGGAAGCCACGUUUUCUAUUUAUAAUCGCCUCCCAAAACAAACCCUCCUCUCUUCUGCUUCUGCUACUGUACAAAUCUCUUUCCUAUCUCACUUUCAAACCUUUCUUCUCCAAAAUCCUCAGAAAAAUGAGCAACGACAAGGACAACUUCAGCCUCGCCGAUCUUACUGCUGCUCUUAAGGAUGAGGAUCGAACUGGGCUUGUGAACGCUCUUAAGGACAAGCUGCAGAAUCUGGCUGGACAGCGCUCUGAUGUGCUCGAGAAUCUGACUCCUAACGUGAGAAGGCGUGUCGAUGCCUUGAGAGAUAUACAGGGCCAACACGAUGAACUAGAGGCUAAAUUCCGUGAGGAGAGAGCUGUUCUUGAAGCCAAGUAUCAAAAGUUGUAUCAGCCUUUGUAUACCAAGCGUUAUGAGAUUGUGAAUGGAACUACUGAAGUCGAACUUACUCCAGAGGAUACAAAGAUGGACCAAGGAGAGGAAAAAACUGCAGAAGAAGAGAAAGGAGUUCCAAGUUUCUGGCUGACGGCUUUGAAAAAUAAUGAUGUUCUUUCCGAGGAGGUCACAGAGCGUGAUGAAGAGGCUCUCAAAUAUCUUAAGGAUAUCAAGUGGUGCAAGAUUGAAGAACCAAAAGGAUUCAAACUUGAGUUUUUCUUUGACUCGAAUCCCUAUUUUAAAAACACUGUCUUGACAAAGUCUUAUCAUAUGAUUGAUGAAGAUGAGCCACUGCUUGAGAAGGCUAUGGGGACAGAAAUUGAUUGGUAUCCUGGAAAAUGUCUAACUCAGAAGAUUCUUAAGAAGAAGCCUAAGAAGGAUUCAAAGAACGCCAAACCGAUCACCAAAACGGAAGAUUGUGAAAGCUUCUUCAACUUCUUUAGUCCUCCAGAAGUCCCGGAUGAAGAUGAAGAUAUCGACGAGGACAGAGCUGAGGAACUUCAAAAUCUGAUGGAACAAGACUAUGACAUUGGAUCUACUAUCCGGGACAAGAUUAUCCCUCGUGCUGUCUCAUGGUUUACUGGUGAGGCUAUGGAAGGAGAGGAGUUUGAAAUAGAUGAUGAUGAGGAAGAUGAUAUUGAGGAGGACGAAGAUGAGGAUGAGGAAGAUGACGAGGAUGACGAGGAGGAUGAUGAAGAUGAAGAAGAGAGCAAGACCAAAAAGAAGCCAUCAACUGGACACAAGAAGGGAGGGAGAUCUCAGAUUGUUGGUGACGGUCAACAAGGCGAGAGGCCACCCGAAUGCAAGCAACAAUAAUCACCGAACAAAAAGGCAUGCGAGAAAAUAAAUUUUGGGAGGAUUAGAAAGCUCUCUUUUUUUUGGUCAAAGAAAACCAUUAUUGUUAUGUAUUGUCAACAAUUGAUACCUUCUUUUGUUUACCAUUUACAUCAUCCUUUUGGUUUUCCUUCCACGUUGACCAUUCAGUCAAAGUCUAAAUCUGUCAAAAAAAUCAACUCA